AUGUCAUUCGUCGGUAUACCGCGAAACAAGGAUAAUUACGACGAAGUUGAGAUCUACCGAAUGUCCGAUCUCAUGCGCUACGACCCAGUUCGGCUUUCGGUUCCUGGUCUAGUAUUCACAGCUAUUUUGGGGGGUGGUGAUUAUGACCCGAAUGGUCUUGAAGGGGUCACCGUCGACACUGCUUACAGGCUAGCUGGAAGCAAUGAGUUAAUUAGAGGACUAUGGGAAGGGGUCAAAGGUGACAAUGGGCAGCCCAAGCUAGAGCAGUGGCGUGACGCUCUUCGGAAUGAGCUUACAACUAAUUCGCAGCACCUCCUGAAGACUCGACGCCCACUGGUUGCUACAUAUGUCACGGAACAUUUCCCGGACACCGAGAUCGUGCGAAGAUACACCGACCCUCUGACGACUCACUGCCCAAAUGAUGGCGGACCUAGUAACAGGGUGUCCAACUGGGGAACCCGCCUUCCUGAUAUGGCCGCUCUCACCAAGCUCAUAUGCGAGCACUGGAACUGGAACUGGCAAGAGCUUUACAAUUUUUACCGCAAAUCUGUCUGGCCAGGGACGUGUAUCCGCCAGCUUUUGGAGCCGGAGCUUGCAGCGAGGAAGGCCAGAUCAGAGUGCCUUGACCACCGAUCCCUUCACAAGAUCUACGGCUGCGUGGAACCUCGUCCCGAAGGCCUCUCGUUCGAUGUCUACAAGAUUCGCUCGUCGAUUACAGGUGUCCUAGUGCCUGCAAUCAAAGCUUUCAUGAGUGCCAACUGUCUUGAAGCUCCCCCCUCAAACUCGCAUAUUAUCUUUUCUCAACUCCAAAUUCCUGCUCCAGUCAUCGACUACAUGGUCCCAAAACUUGCUGAAUCGACUUCUCCGACAUCUACCACAGCUGGAAGGAAGAGGAAGAAUAUAGAAUCCGAGUGA
Coprinopsis cinerea okayama7#130 is the source of this 915-nucleotide messenger RNA. RefSeq lists its product as hypothetical. Bases 1 to 915 code for a protein of 304 amino acids. NCBI's taxonomy places the organism in Eukaryota, Fungi, Basidiomycota, Agaricomycetes, Agaricales, Psathyrellaceae. The transcript is spliced from 4 exons. The record is from RefSeq and is a predicted model, not a curated record.